GCAUCUCGGCGAGCCAAAUACCAGUUUUUGGCUCUCACGAACUGCGAAUAACGAAGUGUUGGCCAAGUCGCCGUCAGUUACCAAUCGCAGCUUGAGUCGAAAGGCAAUAUUAUCCAGCCAUGAAGCAGUUUAUAGUUUUGGUCGUUUGUUUGAUCGGUGCCACCUGGGCCGAUGUGUCCCACUUGGUCACCCCGGAGCCAAAGGUUCCGGCUAGUCCGUAUGUGUUCAGCUACCAGGCUGGUCGAGCUCCCGGACAUGUGGAUCGUCAGCACACUGAGGUAUCUGAUGGAUCGGGUGUCAUUCGCGGAGCUUUCUCCUAUGUGGACCCCAAGAACCAGGUGCGCACCGUGCAGUACGUGGCCGACGAGAACGGUUUCCAUCCACAGCUGAGCCACAAACUGGAGGACAGUGCCGCCGUCCAGGCAGCCAAGCAAAGGCAUUUCCAGACCUACAAUCGAAUUGCGCAAGAACAUGCUAGUUACACACCAGGCCAAGCGGCACUGGCAGCCGCUCCGCAUGCCAGCGCCGCCGUUGCACAUGCCACCCAGAAGCACCUGAGCGCAUUCGAGCGCAUUGCAGCCGAGCACGCGGCCAUUGGACGCCAGCAGGAGGCACAACGUCUGGCACUGGCCGCCCAAUCCGAGCAUGGUGACGUCGAAGAUGGUCAGUACCAUCCUUAAAGGGUGAUGUGCAUCAAGGGCAAACUGUAUUAAAUGAAAAUAAAACAGGAUUUCGUGAUUAUCCCAAUCGAAAAUCAAACAAAGAUUAACGAAAUAAACAUGAAAUCAAAUAACAAGGAAAUAUUGUCGAUUUUUAGUUCUUUACCAAAUAUUAUCAUAAUAUAAUAAUAAAUUGUAAUUGUAAUUGGUUUGUUAAUUUAAA
This is a messenger RNA of Drosophila rhopaloa, 882 nucleotides long. RefSeq names its product cuticle protein 16.8 (gene Cpr57A). The coding region runs from base 120 to 680 and encodes 186 amino acids. The transcript is spliced from 3 exons. Gene Ontology annotation, molecular function: structural constituent of chitin-based larval cuticle. Gene Ontology annotation, cellular component: chitin-based extracellular matrix. Lineage: Eukaryota; Metazoa; Arthropoda; Insecta; Diptera; Drosophilidae. The record is from RefSeq and is a predicted model, not a curated record.